Molecule: messenger RNA, 3094 nt
Organism: Cuculus canorus (common cuckoo)
Lineage: Eukaryota; Metazoa; Chordata; Aves; Cuculiformes; Cuculidae
Gene: SLC18A1
Product: solute carrier family 18 member A1
Exons: 16
Coding region: 278-1852 (524 amino acids)
Biological process (GO): xenobiotic transport; aminergic neurotransmitter loading into synaptic vesicle; transmembrane transport
Cellular component (GO): synaptic vesicle membrane; terminal bouton
Molecular function (GO): xenobiotic transmembrane transporter activity; serotonin:sodium:chloride symporter activity
Source: RefSeq, a predicted model, not a curated record
CCCACCCCUCAGUCCUGCUCUGACGCAGAGGGAGUUGCAAGGCUGAAUGAAACUUGUUUGAGGUUCCAAUUAAAUCUCCAUGGAAGAGGAACACUCAUAUCCUCUUGUGAUAAAAGGUAACCAUAAAUCCUCUGGGAGCAGCGCCUGCCGACCACACCACCUCCCGCAGCAGCAGCUGCCUCCUCGCACCGAGAUGAGCUCCAGGCUCAUAGGAGAUCUCCAGCCCUGAAGAGCAGGGACCAGCGGGACCCGUGCUGCGAGCUCCAGGUUCUCGGCCAUGUCUCCGGAUGCUGAACGCCUGCCUUGGCGCUGGCUGGCAGCAGGCAGGGCAUCGCGCAGGCUGGUGCUGGUGGUGGUGUUCGUCGCAUUGCUGCUGGACAACAUGCUGCUGACAGUCGUGGUACCGAUCGUCCCCACCUUCCUUUAUACAACAGAAUAUGAAGGCACCAACAGCUCUGUUGCCCCAGCCUGGACUGAGCUGGCCCCUUCAGGCUUGAAGGCUCCUCCUUUCUCCUCCAUGUUCUCCUAUUUUGACAACACCACAGUGACCGUUUUGGGCUCCACAAGUGCCAUAGGCUUGGCAAGCGGGAUGGGGAGCAGCUCCCUGCCACAGCCCCACACCAGCAACCCAACCCUGCCGAGCAGCUGCCCGGAGGGCAAGGAGUUCCUUGCCAAGGAAAAUGUCCGUGUGGGGCUCCUGUUUGCCUCCAAGGCUCUCGUACAGCUGAUGGUCAACCCUUCCGUGGGUCUCCUGACGAACAGGAUAGGAUACCACAUCCCCAUGUUCAUGGGAUUCAUCAUCAUGUUCAUCUCCACAGUCAUGUUUGCUUUCUCAGGCACCUACACCCUGCUUUUCAUCGCCCGAGCCCUCCAAGGCAUUGGGUCAUCAUUCUCAUCUGUCGCAGGCUUGGGCAUGCUGGCCAGUGUGUACACAGAUGACUUCGAGAGGGGCAACGCAAUGGGGAUCGCUCUUGGAGGCUUGGCCUUGGGUGUGCUGAUUGGAGCCCCCUUUGGAAGCGUGAUGUACGAAUUCGUGGGGAAAUCAUCUCCCUUCCUGGUCCUGGCCUUCCUAGCGCUCUUGGACGGAGCUUUGCAGCUCUGCAUCCUGCAGCCCUCUAAGAUCUCCCCCGAGAGCACCAAGGGCACACCAGUGUUUACCUUGCUGCGAGACCCCUUCAUCCUGAUUGCUGCAGGAGCCCUCUGCUUCUCCAACAUGGGGGUAGCCAUGCUCGAGCCCACCUUACCCAUCUGGAUGAUGCAAACCAUGUGCUCUCCGAAAUGGCAGCUGGGGAUGGCGUUCCUCCCUGCAAGUAUUUCCUACCUGAUCGGCACCAAUCUCUUUGGGAUUCUGGCCAACAAAAUGGGUCGGUGGCUGUGCUCCCUGAUUGGCAUGGUCGUGGUGGGAAUCAGUCUCCUCUGCGUACCCCUGGCCAAAAAUAUUUAUGGGCUGAUUGGCCCCAACAGUGGGCUUGGCUUCGCCAUAGGAAUGGUGGACUCCUCAAUGAUGCCUAUCAUGGGUUACCUGGUGGACCUUCGCCACACCUCCGUCUACGGCAACGUCUAUGCCAUUGCUGACGUCGCUUUCUGCAUGGGCUUUGCAAUAGGCCCAUCAAUGGGCGGUGCGAUUGUACGAGCUAUCGGGUUUCCCUGGCUGAUGAUCAUCAUUGGAGUCAUCAACAUUUCUUAUGCUCCUCUCUGUUGGUAUCUGCGUAACCCUCCCGCUAAAGAGGAGAAGACUGCAAUCCUAAACCAGGAAUACUCCAUGCAAACCAAAAGCUACACCACUCCAAAAACCCUGCGCGAUUUCCCGCUCACAGACAACAGUGAUGUGGAGGUAGAAAAUGCAGAAUAGCAAGAUUAAGGACACGUGCUCUUUUUCGAAGCUGCAGUAUGUGUACACAACAUGGAUGUAUUAGCUCCCAAGAAUAAUCCAGCCUCCCCCAAGACUUACGGACACAGAAUGGACAGAGGACCACUCUCUCAGCUGUGCAAUGCACAGCACGGGGUAGAGACACAGGAUUUGCAGGCUCUAGCUGUUCAGUUAAGCCUUUCAGGUGCUGUGUGACUUCCAGGCAAGGUACCCAAACUCACUACACCUCAUCUGCCAAAAAAAGAGAUUAGGAGAACUGUACCAUCCUGCCUUGCAGAACAAGAGUGUCUCAGGCACAGCCUGCCCAUGCAGUAAGGAACCACAUCAACAUCUCUCCCAGACCCAGUGGUAUUUGUUAGAGGUCCAAAGUGAUUAUGAAUCAGUGAAAAUUCCUGUGAUCCCAUUUUUCCGAAUGAAACGUCAAAUGUACAACUUCUCUGUUUGCAUAAACUCGUUUCUGUCUCGAGCAAGCAGUUGUGUAAUGCGCAGCUGUCUCUCUUGCCAGACAGAACAGAUGAUUCCCUGCUCCACAGCCUGAGACACACAAUGCAGAUGUACUCACCAGCAGGGAAACAGGAGGAUAAUAAUAAUCCAUCAAGAUUUGGUACCUGAUGACUCAUUAUGGGCACAAAAUGGCUCUCGUCAAGCAAGCCCACACCCACGGUGGGGCCCUCGCCCCUCUCUCUGCACUUACAAGAUGAAAUUGUGUCUCUUAGUCUGGCUGGAAGUGACUAAUGCACAGCCUGUUCUCAAACCCGUGUUAUUUUUAUCUCCCACCUGUUUCCCUGUAUUGCCAAGAAUAAAAGGAAAAACGUGCUUGCUUUCUGUGAUAGAAGGAAAAAAAAUCAAGUCAUUCCAUUUUGGGAUCUAGCCACACCACCACAGGUAAAUAUUAACUCCAAUGCUCUCUGCGUGCCCAGCAGCAGGUUUCUCCAGAAACUCGGUCCCCGAGAGCAUCGGGAAGGUAGAGGAGCCUUCGGAUCCUGCAAGAGGGCUCCUCACUAUCCAGCCCUCAGCUGUUCCAUCAGCAACACUACUCACUCUUCCCUCCAGCCCUGGCAGCUCAGACUAAUUAUUAGCUGCAGUGCCAAUGACAUUGAUGGAGCUUCUCUGCUCUAAGCGAACAAUUAGGAUAUAAUCUUUGCAUCAAACAACUCCAUUUUUUUAUCCACCCUGCUGAAAAAAAGAGUUAAUCUAAUUCUUUAGUGCAUUAGCAGCAAUGUA